UGGGGUCGCUGUCACUAGGGAGGGACCCAGGCAUCUCGGUAGGGUACAAGGAUGUGGUUAUGGGGUCACGAGGAUGUGCUUAUGGGGUCGCUGUCACUAGGGAGGGACCCAGGCAUCUCGGUAGGGUACAAGGAUGUGGUUAUGGGGUCACGAGGAUGUGCUUAUGGGGUCGCUGUCACUAGGGAGGGACCCAGGCAUCCGGGUAGGGGACAAGGAUGUGGUUAUGGGGUCAGGAGGAUGUGGUUAUGGAGACACUGUCAUUAGGAAGAGACUCGGGCAUCCAGACAAGGACAAGGUUAUGGGGUCACUGUCACUGGGAGGGGACCCGAGUGUCCCAGCAGGGACGAGGCCACCAGGACCCCAAGUGUCCAGGGGGGGGAGCCUCGUCACUGCCCUGAGGUGCCACGAGUGGCCUCGGGCCUCAGCCCACAGCAAGGCGGGGGAAUGGAAGGGGGUGGGAAGCGGUUUUGGGGCCGAACGGUGGUUUUGGGGCCGUCCGGUGCUGCUUCCGCUCUGCCACCGGUGCCGUGGUGCCACUGCGUCCCCGUCACUUGUCAUGGGGUACCCCCACCUCGCCGCCUGCCUCUGGGCACUGUGCUGCCUCCUGAGCCUCCUCCAUGCCGCUGCCGGCGCAGCAUCCGCCUUGCAGUGUGACACCCAGUCCUGCUCCGCCAGCAGCUGCUGCCUGGGGCUCCCUACGAGUAGUAGGCAGCAGCGGGGGGGGCACUGGGUCUGCGGGUGCCCCCACAGCAUGGUCCGCACCAUCCAAAACUCCUCCGUCGUCGUCUGCCAAGAGGCCUGCAACGUCACCACCCUGGGGAUGAUCAGGGAACUCUGCAAGGAGAAGAAGAGCUCCCCGUUGUGCUCCCAGCUGUUGGACACCACCAAGAACCUGAAGGAAACCUGUGACAACACCACAAAGGAAGGGCUGCAGGCCAUGCUGAGCCAGCUGCAGAACGUGGCGAGGAAGGAGCAGUGCAAACAGCACGGAGCCAUCGCCGCCACGCUGCUGAUGGAGAGCACGGAAGCCAUCGUGCUGCAGGCACGCCACAGAGACAUUCUGGAGCUGAACACCACCAUCAUGCAGGCCAAGACAGAGGUGGUGAAUAAUACGUGCAUAACUUCGGGGUGGGAACUGGAGCUGAACGUGGACGAGGAGAAGCUGAACAUCAACUGCAGCAUGUUGCCAAAAAACACGGACGCGGUGGCCUUCAUCGUCUACAACAGGUUGGAGGACUUGCUGAAUAGCAUCACGGAGCCAUCCUCGGGGAAGCUCAACUCCAAGGUAGUCGGCGGCACCGUGGGGAAAGCCAACAUCACCUUCCCUGCCACCUUCAAUAUCACCCUGCAGCACACAGAGACACUGAAGGAGGGCGAGAAGCUGCUCUGCGUGUCCUGGAAGCUGAACGGCUCCAAGGGGCAGUGGACUCCGGAGGGCUGCCAACGCGUAGGCGGGGACAACUCGAGCUCCAUCUGUGCCUGCAACCACUUCUCCACCUUUGCCAUGUUAAUGAACGUAAACAACAAGAGGCAAAAUAACUAUGUGCUGGACAUGGUGACCUACGUGGGGCUGUCGGUGUCACUGCUCUGCCUCUUCCUCACCAUUGUCACCUUCAUCCUGUGCCGCUCGCUCUGGAGCGUCAGCAUCUCCCUCCACCUGCAGCUCAGCAUCUGCCUCUUCAUCGCUGACUUCCUCCUCCUCGUGGCCGAGUGCCUCACCACCAAGGAGCUGGCGUGCAAGAUCAUAGCCGGCUUCCUCCACUACUUCUUCCUCGCCUCCUUCGCCUGGAUGUUCCUGGAGGGUUUGCACCUCUUCCUCACCGUCAGGAACCUGCGCGUCCUCAACUACAUCAACGCCAACCGCUUCAAGCGCAGAUACAUCUAUCCCGUGGGCUACGGCCUACCAGCCAUCGUGGUGGCCACCUCCGUCGCCAUCCACCCCAAAGGCUACGGCACCAAGCAGCACUGCUGGCUGAACACAGAGGGAGGCUUCAUUUGGAGUUUCGUCGGCCCCGUCUGCGUCAUCAUCCUGAUUAAUCUGACGUUUUUUCUCAUCACCCUCUGGACGCUGCAGAAACGACUCUCCUCCCUCAAUGCCGACGUCACGGCCAUAAAAAACACCCGGCUGAUGAUGUUCAAGGCGCUGGCACACGUCUGCAUCCUGGGCUGCACGUGGGGUGUGGGCUUGCUGCAGGCACCGGAGAGGGUGGUGGUGGACUUCGUCUUCACCAUCAUCAACAGCCUCCAAGGAGCCUUCAUCUUCCUCGUGCACUGCGUCCUCAACCGGCAGGUGAUGGAGCACUACCGGCACUGGUUUCGGGUGCUGGGGCGGUCGCCGAAGCCCCAGGAGAUGGCCACCACCGAGAUGCAGAUCACCUACGUCACGGAAGGGGAAAGAUCACAGAGCCACAGCGCCGAGGGCUGCGCGUGGGAGAAGUGAUGGUGGGGACGCACCGGACCAGCUCGUAACCAGCAUUUUUCAGCACAUCCGGCCCAUUUUUACCAGAUUCCUGAUCAUCUCACCCAUUUCCAGUGUGUUUUUUUCCCUCUGAACAGUGUUUUUGGGAGUUUCCCCCCCAAAUCCAAUUUUCAGCACUUUCCCCAAGAAAUUAGACCUUUUUAGCAUCUUCUCCCCAAUUCUCAGCACUUUCUCUCAAGAAACAAGCCAUUUUUAGCAUUUUUCUCCCCAAUUUUCAAGAUUCUCUCCCAA
Cygnus olor (mute swan) is the source of this 2710-nucleotide messenger RNA. RefSeq names its product adhesion G protein-coupled receptor E3-like. Gene Ontology annotation, cellular component: membrane. Lineage: Eukaryota; Metazoa; Chordata; Aves; Anseriformes; Anatidae. Gene Ontology annotation, biological process: adenylate cyclase-activating G protein-coupled receptor signaling pathway; cell surface receptor signaling pathway. The coding region runs from base 134 to 2440 and encodes 768 amino acids. The record is from RefSeq and is a predicted model, not a curated record. The transcript has 16 exons. Gene Ontology annotation, molecular function: G protein-coupled receptor activity.